GGCUACGUCAAUAACAAAUAUGGCGGCGCUCGGGGCAGCACGGGGCUUCUUCCUAAACUAUCCUCGGAUUACAAAUGUUCACAAAAAUAAACACAUUUUUAACAAGUGUUGCAUUAGGCCGUUUUGUAAAGAGGCAUCAGACAAUACUUCCACAGAACACCAUGCUAAACCCCAGUUCACAGACUCCCCAGUGCAAGACAUCCUUACCAAGAUCACAGGCCUGGAUUUACAAAAAGUCUUCCGGCCUAUUAAGCAAGAAGUGAAGCCUCCAGUUUAUAAACUAAUGACCGAUUUACAACUGGAGGAGGCGACCUAUCUGGCCAAAAAACAAGCACAAAAGCUUUUGAAGAUGCCCCCUGUUUUGCCAGAAAGAAAACCCAUUGAUGAUGUUAUAUCGGUGGACAAAAUCUUGGACGGCAUGGAUACCGCCAAAUUAGUAUUCACCGACAUAACGUUCAACAUCCCACACAGAGAACGUUUCAUCGUGGUCCGGGAGACUGACGGGGUCCUGAGGAAGGCCACCUGGAAGGAGAGAGACCGGCUCAUCCAGGUGUACUUCCCCAAAGAGGGGCGCAAGCACACAGUACCCCUCCUCUUUAAGGAGGAAAACCUCAAGAGGGUGUUCACCGAGGACCGCCAUGAAGAUGUCUUGAACUUGUGUCUGGUUCAGUUUGAGCCUGACUCCUCCGAGUACAUCAAGACUCACACAGCUACCUACGAGGAUUUGGAGAAGCAUGGCAAGUAUGAUCUUCUGCGCUCCACAAGACACUUUGGUGGUAUGGCCUGGUACCUGGUCACCAUGCGCAGGGUGGACAGACUAAUAGUGGACAUGCUGCAGAGAGAUCUACUAGAUGACGCAGUCAGCCUGGUGUCUCUCUUCAACAUGGUUCAUCCAAACAGUGAGUCUGCCCAGGAGGCCCGCAGCCAGCAGGCCAGUGGCACAGAUCUUCUCAAGAUUUUUGCUCAGAAGGAGUCCCAGAGGUCGGGCUACAUCGAGUUGGCCCUCCAGGCCCACGGACAGAACCAAGAAAGCUCAGCAGUUUCCCUGGAGCAUGUUUGAAGGAUACACCCCCUCCCUUGUCAAUAACUGUAACCACACACACAGGCCCGUCCUUGGUAGUGCCAGACUCGCCUUGCGUUUGAUUGGGACACUCCUAAUCUAAAGAGAGCCAACGUAGUUGGAUGUCCAGUAUGUGUCUUUUUCUUUAUUUUAUUAAAACAUAACAGCUAAACUCAUCCAUGGAAAGAAUCUUGCUGAUGUACAUAACAAUAAAAAAACAUGUAUUUAUA
Molecule: messenger RNA, 1290 nt
Organism: Gadus morhua (Atlantic cod)
Lineage: Eukaryota; Metazoa; Chordata; Actinopteri; Gadiformes; Gadidae
Gene: mrps22
Product: mitochondrial ribosomal protein S22
Exons: 8
Coding region: 20-1060 (346 amino acids)
Cellular component (GO): mitochondrial small ribosomal subunit
Molecular function (GO): structural constituent of ribosome
Source: RefSeq, a predicted model, not a curated record